GGCAACUUUGAAGAGACAGAUAGAGUCGGUCUGAGCUGCAAACCGAGUCCAGAGGGAAGGACUGCGCUCUUCGCUCCCACCAUGUUAUUCCCUGGACUCGCAUUCUGUAUCUGGAUAUCGUCUGGCGAAGCGUAGCCACGGACCGUGGACAUAAAUUCCUCCGGGGAAACUUUGGCGGCUGUGUAGCUCCUAAGAACGAACCGUGGCGAAGAUUAGCCAACUAAGCUAACAUCCAUAUUCUCUGAGGACAGGAGCGUGUUGUUGUUCUGCAGGUUUAUUAGAACCCAGGACAUUUACAGCUAUUUGACAAUGGUUUAGUUCUCGAUAACCAGCUUGUCUACGUUUGGACUUCUAUUUGGUUUUUAAACGCCGCCGUGCGCUGCACCAUGGAUAACAAUAAGCAGAAUUUACAUUGGGUGUUUGAUAUCGGUGAUGUCAGCUGUUGAAGGGAAUCACCUCCACUGAUUACGCCGCCCUUUAAGUAAAAAGAUACUAUGAAGUUGGCAGAAAACUUAUCAGAGGAGGUGUGUUAAGCUGUGAUCGUCGUUUCCAUUCGCAAAGGAUGUCCGACUUGGAAAGUUCGAGUUCAUAUUUCGGUUUCGAGGAUCCGCAGUGGCUAUGCAUGGUCACACUGUUUGUCGCAUCCCUGAUCACCCUGGUACUGUAUUUCGUACAGUAUUACCAACAUAGGGUUGUUGGAAGCAGGCAGAGACCAGGAGAAGACAAUGCGGCGAAGGAGGAAGCCGCCGCUCUGCUGGGAUGGGCGCUGUCACUGAAAAGCUGGACGAGUCAGUGGAGAGGAGCCUGGUGCAGGGCUUUGAAUGACGAGUCAAGGAAACGAGGGGGUGCUGUUCUGUUGACAUUUGAAGAGGAUGGUCUUGAGGCAUCAGAACUCCGGGUCAGCCAAGUGUCCAGCUUUCAGAAGUCGGCCAGGAGCAAGACUGCUCGCUGCAGCGUGGUUUGGGAGAAGCUCGAGUUCUCUCUCGGCGCAGCGUCGAGAGCCAUGGCUACAGCGGAUCCUUGUAAAUACACAGUCUGUAUAGCUCCUCUUGAGCUCCAGAUUCAUCUACACAUGCAGGAGGCUGAGGACCAGGUCAAGGUGAGCUGGGGAGUGUCUCACCUGGAGACGGGGAAGCUGCGAGUGAUCCCUGCUGUACAGAACAAUGCCCACGCUUUCACCGUAGCAGCCGUAAAGGAGCAGUUGACACAGCUGUUGUGUGCGACGCGUCCCUCUGUGCUGCUGAGCUGCAGGCCUGCUCAGGCCUCCGAGGUCCAGGAAGCGCACAACAAAGUGGCAUCACCCCCAAAACCCCCCCGAGCCCAUGACUGGAAGCUGCUAGUGAAAAACAUCCGGGUCACACUCAAUCAGGAGGAAGAAGCUGCAGGCAGCGUGAAUCCUCUGUGUGUGCUGCAGUUGGAUGAUCCUCCACAGAGGUUUAACACCUCCGUCAUGAAGAACACACCCAGUCCUGCCUGGGACCAGCCAUUUAUCUUUGAAUUGAACGGCCGAUCAAAAGAGCUCAAUAUUCAGCUGAUGAAUGAUGGACAGCCUCAAGAGAAUUCCUUACUAGGCCAGGUGUCAGUGCCUUUUGAUCUUGUAAAGAAGCAGCCCAAGGGACAGCAGACAUUUGCACUCAUUACCAAAGACACAGCGAUUGGAUCACUUACUACUGACUUUACCUACCUGGACCCCAGUGAGGUGAGGUCCUGGCACCCUCCGACGCCUGCCUCCAAUAAGAGGGUGGAGAUGGAUCGUACAGUUAUGCCCUGUGGCACCGUGGUCACGACCAUCACUGCAGUGAAGAGCAAACCCGGUAGACCACUCCCAAUCAACAUAGAUCCCGCCCAGAAGGUGGUGGUCAGCAAGCCGAAGCUCGGGGAGCGGCGCGUUUCAGAGCAGGUGUCCAUGCUGGGGGGCGCUGUCAGUAAGGCCUUGUCCUCCUCGGACACCGAGCUGCUGAUGCUCAACGGAACGGACCCGGUGGCCGAGGCAGCCAUCAGGCAACUGCACCAGUCCGCCAAGCAGAAGCUGAAGUCCCCGGUGAAGAAGAGCACCAUCAUCAUCUCAGGCAUUGCUAAAACGCCGUUGUCUCAGGACGAUGAGCUGGCUCUGAUGGCGGGCUACGCGGCGGCGAUGGAUGCCUCCAUGUCAGAGAGCAGCUCCACUCAGGAUGUGACCGCAGCCAUCGCGUCAGGCACCAACAGCCCUCCGGAGGCGUCUGAGCCCCAGGAAGGACCCAGCGGAGUGGGCCGCCCCCCGGAGGACUGGGAGAGCCAGACCGGCGAGGAGCUAGACCAUAGCUCGCUCUCCAUGUGUGUGUCCGAGGCAAACUGCAAGAAGACGAGAGGCAGUUUCCUUCGGAAGAGCGCCAAGCUCUUCUUCCGGCGGCGCCACCAGCGCAAGGACCCGGGGAUGAGCCAGUCACACAAUGACCUGGUGUACCUGGAGUCCCCGGCCGCGGUGGAGCGGGCCAGCCGGACGGCCACGCUCAGCCGCAUGCUCAACCGCAAGAGCAAGAGUAAGAGCAAGGCCAACGGCUCUACCUCCAUGGGGGAGCCACACGUGUGACCCCCUUCCACCGACCGACUUUACCCCCUAACCCCUCCCACCACCAACUACCAUAAUCACCUCCACUUCAAGUUGCACUGGCAAACAUCCUGCAUACUGGGGCUCCUGCGUUGUGAAUGGGAAGUUGUUGCAGAUGGACGAAUAUCUUCUUGUUUGGCCGUGUCCCUGUGUCUUCAUAUGAGAAGUAGACUUUUCCGACAAGCGUGUGCAUAAAGGUAUCCUGUCCUGGGUUGACGGCGUUUUAUUUUGCAUGUUUCUUUUAUUUGAUUUUACGCGGCAUUAUGAAAUCUUAAAGUGCUUUUACGGCCACGCUACGGACAAAAGGGACUGCCGACGUGGCCCGGCUCUCUUUACUCUGCUGUGGGCGAAGAGAAAACUCUCCCUGCUGCAAACCGUACGUUUUGCUACGGCGGACCAACAGGACCAAAGAUGAAGAGCGGAGUGGUGUUUGUAUGAUUUGCACAGUUUUAGUAUCUUUUAUUUAAAGUGCAAUGACAGGAGCUGCUCUCGUGACAGAAACUCUUCUGUAGUUCUUCGCGUCGAAAAGCCUUCGCAAAGGGAGAUGAUCUCGUCGCGGCACGACUGGUGCAGGCGGGAGAAUGAUACGACUACUUUUUGACACUAAAGUUGUGAAUUUAUCUGUUCGUCCUAAAUUUAUCCCCAAACGAAACUAUGUCAGUAAGUAUGUGCGGUGCGUAGAAAAGCUGUAACGUUUAACUCCGCCAGCCUCUUGUCUAACAUUACCUUGCGAGACGUGGGCAUGUUCGGAAUUCGCGUUAUCGUGCGCCACCGGCUAUUAAAACAAGUGAACCUCCUAAACAAGAAGCAGGGCAGGUUGUGCUUUUUGCUGUGUUUUCAAAUGAUAUGCAACUUUUUCCUUGGUCUUCCUAAAAGAUUCCUCCUGCACACUACUGUUAUCAGCAGGGUUGUUAAUGUGUCAAAAGGGAACUGAGCAUAUCUUGAUCCAGGGACUGUGAUGUUACACUCAGCCAUACUUUAAUGAACCCGGUUCUCUCAUUUCAAUCUUGCAUCACAUCGAAAUGGAAUCGACUCUGUCUUUUAAUGUUUUGUCCUUUUUAAACAUGUAGCUUUGAACAAAAGAACGUGUGAAUACCUUUGGGAGCAACCAGUUUGUGUGGCCGCUUUUUUUUUUUUUUUUUUUUUUGUUAUCCAGCUAAUGAUUGUAUAUUUCUUUGGUGAGCAGCUUGUUUCUGUGCAUCAUGUUAACUACUGUUUGUCGAUAAGUUAUUCUGCUCGGAGGAGCGCUGCAGAGCUAGCUGACUGCCUUCCAGUUAUCCCGAGGAUGAUGUCGCGGCUGCUCCAGACUUGGUGCGACUCUUGGGCUGCGUCGGACCCGGGGACUGUAGCGAACGGCUCGGAGAGACCCACUGUGUUCCCGCGCCAUCGGCAAUGUCUAUAAUCAAGCCUAUGCACAUAUCUGUUAACAGAGUGUUUACAUUGUUAGCUACCUGAGAAUUAAAAACACUCGCUGUUGAUGACGAUGCUCCUCUGCAGAUGCAGCCUGGGUGUGUUUGUGUCUUUUUACGUAGCAGGGCUGUGAUCUUCUCUUUAAUCCUCCAUCGCCGGCUGCAGAUUCAGGCCGCACUCGUUCAGACAGGAAUACUUGCAAACUUUGAGGAGUGGAGGGGGGAAAAGGGGUCGUCUCAGUUAUGCUUCACGUGGGACAACCUGCAAGCGUCAGCUGUGAAUUGAGUAGGGCUGUGUGUUUAAUAAACUGCUUCCUGGUGCUUUUUUAAAGGCUCUGUGCACAGAAACUAGCUGACUUAACUGUUGUCGCAGAAUGUCAGUCACCUCCCUGCAGGGAUUGUAACUAUUAUAUGAAUUGAGUUAUUUCAUUUCAGCAAUAAAUAUUGAUUGAAUAACUGA
Molecule: messenger RNA, 4456 nt
Organism: Mugil cephalus (flathead mullet)
Lineage: Eukaryota; Metazoa; Chordata; Actinopteri; Mugiliformes; Mugilidae
Product: C2 domain-containing protein 2
Exons: 13
Coding region: 563-2569 (668 amino acids)
Source: RefSeq, a predicted model, not a curated record